AUGAAGCUCACAUUAGUAGCAUUCGUCCUUCUCUUCGCCCUGAGCACAAAGCCUUUGCUCGGAGCAGCCGGUCCGCCAUUUGAGCAAGUGGUCGAUACUUUUGGCAAAAAGCUCCGAGCCCGUGCCAAUUACUACAUACUUCCGGCAAAUGGUGGUUGCCUUGCACUUGCAAGCAUCGGAGAAAAGUGCCCAAUGGAUGUUGUGGAAGUGCAGGGAUAUCCCGGUCUGCCAUUGUCGUUUACUCCGGUCAACACCAAGAAAGGUGUCAUUCGUGUCUCUACUGAUCUGAACAUCGUGUUCUCUGCCGAUACAGAUUGUCCUCAGUCCAACGAAUGGAAACUCGACAACUACGAUGAUACUACGGGACAGUGGUUCGUGACAACAGGUGGGGUUGUGGGGAAUCCAGGGUGGCAAACAGUGAGCAAUUGGUUUAAGAUUGAGAAGUGCAAAGAAAGUUAUAAGUUGAUGUACUGUCCAACAGUGUGCAGCUACUGCAAUGUUCAGUGCAAAGAUAUUGGCAUUUACGUUAAUGCAGAUGGAAAUCAACGUCUUGCAAUCACUGAUGCGCCAUACAAAGUUCAGUUCCAGCUGGCAGCUUAAAGAUCCUUUUCCACACAAGUAAUAUUUCUUUUUAGUGGAAAGUGGAAAUUCAUUAGAGAAAACUGUACAGAUACAAGUGGCGAAAGCCAGCUACGUCAAAG
This is a messenger RNA of Prosopis cineraria, 701 nucleotides long. Its product is annotated as miraculin-like. Lineage: Eukaryota; Viridiplantae; Streptophyta; Magnoliopsida; Fabales; Fabaceae. Gene Ontology annotation, molecular function: endopeptidase inhibitor activity. The coding region runs from base 1 to 600 and encodes 199 amino acids. The record is from RefSeq and is a predicted model, not a curated record. The transcript has a single exon.